Dermochelys coriacea (leatherback sea turtle) is the source of this 4635-nucleotide messenger RNA. It is a transcript of the gene TAF4B, whose product is annotated as TATA-box binding protein associated factor 4b. The record is from RefSeq and is a predicted model, not a curated record. NCBI's taxonomy places the organism in Eukaryota, Metazoa, Chordata, Testudines, Dermochelyidae. Gene Ontology annotation, molecular function: protein heterodimerization activity; RNA polymerase II general transcription initiation factor activity; DNA binding. Gene Ontology annotation, biological process: DNA-templated transcription; transcription initiation at RNA polymerase II promoter. The coding region runs from base 350 to 2932 and encodes 860 amino acids. Gene Ontology annotation, cellular component: transcription factor TFIID complex. The transcript is spliced from 15 exons.
GGCUCACCGCGCGGGGGCGGGUCCAAGUGCCGGGCACCAGGGGCUCAGGGCGCCGGCGCAGUAGCGUGAGCUGGCUCCCUGUACCCGGCCGCCGCCGCUGGGGGGAGGCCCAGCUCGCCCCACGUGUGCGCACCCGGCAGGGGACGGAUGACCAUGUGUUUUCGCCCGUGUGGCAGCGGGAGCCCCCCGGAGCAGCCCGCGCGCCGCGGCAGCGUGUGAGCCCCGGAUCCUGCCGCGCCGCGGAGAGACCAGCCUCCCCCCCCCCCCUUCCCGGCUGCUAUGCAGUGGGAUAACGCGGACGCCCCGGGAAAUUCCAACCCUCCCCGCCUUGGUCCCGCUCUCCUCCUCCAUGAGCACCUCUGCGGCAGCCCCGGUGAGGGUGAUGCCCGCCGGGCACCCUGAGCAGGCAGUGGCGGCUCCUGCAGCGAGCGGGGCCGGUGGGGCUCAGCCGGCACCUGCCCUGCUCUGCUCUCAGAGCACGGUGCCCCCUGCUUCUGUCUCCGCUGCUGGCGCUCCCGCGGGGGCCCAAGCAGUUGCCUUGAGCCACGCAGUGACUAAGGUUCCCAUCAGCCUGGUGCCUGCCGUUUCCCAGCAAUCACGGGUGGUGACUGCCCCCGUGGGGACGCUGGUGGCUAAAGUGGCCACUGUCACUGCUGCCCAGCAGCCACCCAAGAACUCUGGUGGGCCUAGGCUGGCAGCUCCGCAGACCGUGGCUCCCAAAGCCCCCCAGACCACUACUAUACAGCUGCCUGCAAACUUCCAGAUCCCACCAGGUACAGUUCUUAUCAGAAGUAACAAUGGUCAACUAAUGUUAGUAUCUCAACAAGCAAUAGCUCGAGCACAGAGCCAGUCACAAAAUAACACAGGUGCAAGACCAUCAAUACCUACCAGCACACCCUCAGUCAGAAUAUGUACUGUACAGAACACUGGCACCCAUUUACUAAAAAAAGUAGUAACUCCUCUGAAAACAGUAUCUCAAGCAACAAAUUCAGUUGCAUCUACUGAUCAAAGACCUGCUAUAGUACAGCCAGCAGCUGCAACUAACAGUGUUACGACAGUUACUGCUGUUAAACCCCCAGACACUGGAACACCUGUAAAGCUUCCAGUUACAGGACCUCCUGCACCAUCUGUCUCCCAAAAGGCAAUCUCUGUCAAAGCAGAGAGCACAACAGUAGCACAGCCCAACACUUCCACAGAAAUGCUAGAGAAUGUGAAGAAAUGCAAGAAUUUUCUUGCAACAUUAAUAAAGCUGGCAUCUAGUGGACCUCAAGCCCCAGAAAUGGGACAGAAUGUGAAGAAUCUGGUACAACAUCUAUUGGAAGCAAAAAUUGAACCAGAAGAAUUUACAAAAAAGUUGUAUGUUGAACUUAAGUCUUCUCCACAACCAUAUCUAGUUCCUUUCCUUAAGAAAAGUAUGAUUGCCUUACGGCAGCUAAUGCCCAAUGCCCAGAGUUUUAUCCAGCAGUGUAUUCAGCAGCAGGCUACAACACAAGCAGCUGUUUCUACCUGUAUCUCUGCAGCACCGACUUUCUCCACAGUAGUGACCACCUCAGCUCUGGCAACAACUUCUCUUCAGCCCAUAAAACCAGUCCCUGCUUCUGCAGUGGUCACAGGCUCUCAGACUGUAAAACCCAUCCCCUCCACAAUGGUGACAGCAGCAGCAGCUUCCAUCCAGACUGUGAAACCAGUGACAGCCCCUCUUCAUCCUGCAAAUCCAGUCCCCACGUCUGCAGUGGCAACAACCUCUCUCCAGGCUGUGAAACCUGUCUUUGCAUCUGCAGUGGCGACCACAACGACAACCCCUCUUCAGCCUGUGAAAUCAGUUAUUGGGACACCUAUCAGUAUUAAAAUUGCCCAGCCCAACUCUGUUGUGGCACAGUCAGUUCAUGCUCAACAGACAGUUAGAGUGAAACAGCUGGUAGUCCAGCAGCCUUCAGGAGGCAUUGUUAAACAAGUGGCCACGCUUCCACAAACAGCAACACUGACUCUCCAGAAACCUGGCGAAAAAAGGAUGCCAUUAAACGCACUAAUUCAGACUAACCAGUUUCCUGCAGGUUCCUUUCUGAAACAAAUUACACUGCCAGGAAACAAAAUUCUGUCGCUUCAAGCAUCUCCUGUUCAGAAAAAUAAAAUAAAAGAGAAUGGAACAACAUCCUUCAGAGACGAAGAUGACAUCAAUGAUGUGACUUCUAUGGCUGGGGUAAACCUAAGUGAAGAGAAUGCAUGCAUCUUGGCAACAAAUUCUGAAGUGGUCGGUACACUGAUCCGAUCUUGUGCAGAUGAACCAUUUCUCUCCUCAGAGGCUUUGCAAAAGAAGAUCUUAGACAUAGGUAAAAGGCAUGACAUUAUUGAACCUAACUCUGAUGUUGUGAACUUGAUCUCCCAUGCUACGCAGGAGAGAUUACGAGGGCUCCUAGAAAAACUAACUGUAAUUGCUCAGCAUCGAAUGACAACCCAUAAGGAGAGUAAUAAGUAUAUCAUAUCUAGUGACACCAGAGCACAACUUAGAUUUCUUGAGAAACUGGAUCACAUGGAAAAACAGAGAAAGGAUGAAGAGGAACGAGAAAUGCUUUUACGAGCAGCCAAGAGUCGUUCCAAUAAAGAAGAUCCAGAACAGCUGCGAUUAAAGCAGAAAGCAAAAGAGAUGCAACAGUUGGAGCUGGCACAGAUGCAACAAAGAGAAGCCAAUCUCACAGCUUUGGCAGCAAUUGGGCCAAGGAAAAAAAGACCACUUGAUUCACCAAACCUUGGAUCUGGGCUUGAGGGCUUGAAUGGCAGUGCAGUUGCUUCUGGAUCAUCUGGUUUUAGUCUUACAAAACAGUUGUUUCGUCCAAGAAUAACACGCGUCUGUCUCAGGGACUUGAUAUUCUGCAUGGAACAAGAGAGGGAGAUGAAGCGUUCUCUAGUUUUGUACCGUGCUCUUCUCAAGUGAUGAUUCAAAUCUUGCAUUUCAUUUCUUGCUGUCUACUGCCAAAGAAAACACUGAAGCAUUGUUGCACUGUCCUGAAAUUCAAUUUGUGGGAAAUAAUCCGUUAUAAGGAUAACUUUUGUUUACAGAUACACAUUUGUAUUAAAUACCUAAUUUAGCACCUGGAGCGUUUUUUUAAAAUAAAUCAAAUUCGAGUUAAACCAAUCUGUAAAACAGUGAAGACAACGAGCACACAAGUACUCAGCCCACCUGCAUGCAUUUAACUCUUGCAGACUAAAGACUUAAGAUGUGUACCAAGUUAUUUACGUCACUUGCUUCAGUACUCCAAAGCCUUCCUCCAAUCCAACCUUAUUUGAGGAAAAACAAAUUUCAAGGCACUACAUAGCCUGGUGAAUGUAUCUAAUCAUGAGCCAGCAAUCAAUCAUCAUACCUACCUGACUCGGCAUCUCUUUACAUUUCCUAGUUUUGGAAUUAGUUGCUGUAACUAUUUCUAAAAGCCAAUUCUCAAGGAAUGAUGGAGCAAGCAAUGAUGGGAUGUGUGAAGUAAGCUCACUUUUCCUUAUUGCCUCCAAAGGAAGACUCAACCAAGAGGAAUGUGAGUAUAAAUGCACAAGCUCCUGUCACGAGGUUCACAUCCUAUGGUUUGGGUAGUGUGAGCUUCAGUGUUGAGGAAACCUGGAGCUAGCUAGUGAAAGACCAGAAUGAGAAAAGAAGCCUAAAAAGGAAUGGGGAAACUAGAUUUGGUAGAUUUUUCCUUUGCUAGUCAUCUAAACUAGCAGUAAGUUCAAUUAAACCUUGCACAAAAAAAUUGAAGAGUCAAAAGCAGCCUGCACUGGCUUUCUGCAGAAAAGGCUAUUUAAAAUGUUAAACAUUCUUAGAUUAUACAGUCAGAAAAUAGUCCCUUUUUAAAGAGGGAGAGUAGCAUUUGCAAGGUGCAAAGCUUUCAUUGCUUUAUUGAGAAUGUAAAUUUAACUGAUGUGCAGGUGCUACAGCAAAGAUGUGCAGAAUAUAUUAAUUAGUGAUCAGGGGAUUGUCUCAAAAAUGUAAACUAAAUGGUUUAACCAGUUGUGUAAUUCCCAUUCAGUGAAGGUGACUCCAGUUUCUUAGUACUGUUGGAAUAGUUUUUCUGCAUUUGAUGAUCCAGUGAAAGCUGCCUUGUUGGAGAAGGGAAAAUCCCUUCCUCCUACUGCAUCACAUACCCCAUGACACAGCACUGUGUAGCAUGGCUGUCUGACACAACUAGCAGGGAAGGCAAGAGCUGUGUAUUGAAUGCCUUCCUGCUGAAAUUUAAGGAAAAGGCUUCCUACAGUUAUUUGGCAUGCUCAAGUGAAAAAAAAUGAAUAUUUUUUCACCAUAUGCUCGAUCACUAGGACCACUGCAGACCCUUACCAAAUAUGUUUCGAAUCAGUCAUGUUUUUGUGUUGGGACAAUAGUAAACAGUUAGUAAAUUGCUGUAAAUUAUUUGUGUACAUAUAGCGUAUAUAUAAAAAGCAGUACUUUUGACAAUGAAGCUGUAGUUUGCAAGAUAUUGGUGGCAUCAGGCAAAAUUGUUUUGUAUAAUUAAAUGCUUAGCUUUACUUUUUACGUAAAGUGCAGCAUUUUUCCAUAUUUGUGUAUUGUAUCUUAUUGACCAGAUGUUUAAAAUUAUUUUAAAUACUGCAUUAAAGCAAUUAUUUUAUUAAAAAUAAUAGUGGGUAACUUUACUC